Molecule: messenger RNA, 627 nt
Organism: Diaporthe citri
Lineage: Eukaryota; Fungi; Ascomycota; Sordariomycetes; Diaporthales; Diaporthaceae
Exons: 1
Coding region: 1-627 (208 amino acids)
Source: RefSeq, a predicted model, not a curated record
AUGUCUUCAUCAAUCCACGGAGACCCGGAUCAUGACCAUCACUUCGAUGCCUUGGUCUCGUCGUUGAUUCCUAUGGUGGACAACGUUCUCAACGAGACGUGGGCUUUUGUAAUGGGCAACAAUACGGCAGGCAGAGAUGCUGAAUUCUCAGCUAAGGCCGCAGAGUUCUCACCCCAGCUCACGGAAAUCAGCCUUCGUUUGAGCGACAUCAAGGCCAAAAUGGACACAGAACGCAACCUUGAAUCCCACAUUCGCCUGGUUUGCAAGGACAUCACAGAUCAUCGUGAUAGUCUCAUGACUUUGCUCCAAAGUCGUGAAUGUGCCGACGCACUCGAGGACGCUUGCCUUGCUGGUGACUUGGACUACGCCAUCCAAGUAGACUUGCAGGCCAAGGCGGUCCGUAGGUGCUGUCGGCUGUCGGCAUUUGAUGAGUUGAUGUACAGGGUGCACCUCGUGGACAGUCUUGGGAGGAUGAAAACCUACAUCAGACAAUACACCCAAGCCAUACUCGAGCUGAUUCUCUUGAACGACAAGCUUCAUAAUGGAAAACUGGUAUCACUAAAACGCCAGCAGCAAGAUCUGAACAUGCUCUUGCACGGAGCUGCGGAUACCUUGAGGAGAGCUUGA